CGCUGCGCUUUUUUGGAUGCUGCAAGACGAGGCGACUUGACGCAUUCCGGCAGGGGCUCCCAGCCCUGCGACUGGCCCGGCGCAGCCUCCGCCGCCUGCCCCGGAGCGAGCUUUGCCCCUUCCCCAGCACCGCGCGCACACGCAGCCGAAGAGGAGGAGCGGGAGCCGGAGCCGGAGCCGGAGCCGGAGCCGGAGGGGGCCGCGGGGAGAGGCAGUGGAAAGUGCUGAGUCGGCGCAUCCCGGCCUCCCCUGGUGUCUUGCUUUUGGUGGCAACUCAGUGCUGCCCGCAGCCAUGGUGGAGGCGGGGAGCGCAGGAGCAGCGUCGAGUUAAAGGCCAAAGGCAAGGGCUGGGGAGGGGAGCUCCGCCUGGGGUGUGUGGCAGGGACCCCUGGCCCUUCCCUCCCCUCUGUCCACUCUGCAUUUCUCCCCUUCAUCCCCCUUUCCCCUCAUCCAUCUUUCCCUUUCCUCUCUGGGGUUUUCCCCUCCCUAAUCCUUGGUUUCUGCCCCCCCGCUAGAGCCCUCAAUUCCAGCUCCACCAUCCACCUCUAGGCUCUCUGAGGUUUCCCUCCCUUGCCUUGGCACUCUCUGCCUCAGACCCCUGCCUCCCUCCCACCGCCUCCAGGGUGUCCCUCUGUAACCCUCGCACACCUCCCCACCAUCAGUUGUGCCACCAUGACUGUCAUGGCUGGAGACAACGUGGAUGAGACCUCUGCCCUGCCUGGCCACCCCCAAGACAGCUACCAGCCAGGUGCCCAUGACGACCAUGAGUGCUGUGAGCGGGUCGUGAUAAACAUUGCUGGGUUGCGCUUUGAGACCCAACUGAAGACCCUAGCCCAGUUCCCCAACACGCUGCUGGGCAACCCCAAAAAGCGCAUGCGGUAUUUCGACCCCUUGCGCAAUGAGUACUUCUUUGACCGCAACCGGCCUAGCUUUGAUGCUAUCCUCUAUUACUACCAGUCUGGAGGCCGGCUCCGCAGGCCGGUCAACGUGCCUCUAGAUAUGUUCUCUGAGGAGAUCAAGUUCUACGAGCUGGGUGAGGAAGCCAUGGAGAAAUUCCGGGAAGAUGAAGGGUUCAUCAAGGAGGAGGAGAGACCCUUGCCCGAGAAGGAAUACCAGCGCCAAGUGUGGCUCCUCUUUGAAUAUCCAGAGAGCUCCGGGCCAGCCAGGGUCAUUGCAAUAAUCUCUGUCAUGGUGAUCCUCAUCUCCAUAGUGAUCUUCUGUCUAGAGACUUUACCGGAUCUGAAGGAAGAAAAAGACUUCACAGGGACCCUGCACCGCGUUGACAACACCACUGUGAUCUACAAGUCCAACAUUUUCACAGACCCCUUCUUCAUCGUGGAGACCUUGUGCAUCAUCUGGUUUUCUUUUGAGCUGGUGGUACGCUUCUUUGCCUGUCCAAGCAAAGCUGAGUUCUUCAAGAACAUCAUGAACUUCAUUGACAUAGUGGCCAUCAUCCCCUACUUCAUCACCCUGGGAACUGAGAUGGCUGAACAAGAAGGAACCCAAAAGGGGGAGCAGGCCACCUCUCUGGCUAUUCUGCGAGUCAUCAGACUGGUAAGAGUCUUUAGAAUCUUCAAACUCUCCCGGCAUUCUAAGGGCCUCCAGAUUUUGGGACAGACCCUCAAAGCCAGUAUGAGAGAGCUAGGUUUACUAAUCUUCUUCCUCUUCAUUGGGGUGAUCUUGUUCUCCAGCGCGGUGUUUUUUGCUGAGGCUGAAGAACCUGACUCUCAUUUCUCAAGUAUCCCCGAUGCUUUCUGGUGGGCAGUGGUAUCCAUGACCACUGUGGGCUAUGGUGACAUGUACCCUGUGACAAUUGGAGGCAAAAUCGUAGGCUCCUUGUGUGCCAUCGCUGGUGUGCUGACAAUUGCCCUGCCUGUACCUGUCAUCGUAUCCAACUUCAACUACUUCUACCACCGAGAAACAGAAGGGGAAGAACAGGCUCAGUUACUUCACGUUAGCUCCCCCAAUUUAGCAUCUGACAGUGAUCUCAGUUGCCGUAGUUCUUCCACAAUCAGCAAAUCUGAGUACAUGGAAAUCGAAGAGGAUAUGAAUAAUAGCAUAGACAAUUUUAGAGAGGCUAAUCUCAGAACUGGCAACUGCACCGUAGCCAACCAAAACUGCGUUAAUAAAAGCAAGCUGCUGACUGAUGUGUAAAAAAAAGCAAAAACAAAACAAAACAAAAAAUAAACCCCACUCACAGCUUGAAGACUUUAAGUGACAUGGUCACACUUUGUAGAUGCUUUACUAAUAGUCUUUGAAUGCUUUAUUUACCUCGUAAAUGCAUUGUUGCAUUGCGAAUUUUUGCUCAGCGAUAAAGAAGCUUUCAGGAUCCAUGAAAGAGAUAAUGUUUUGUUUCUUUUACAAAUGGUAUUUUCCAACUGGUUAACAAUGAUAAUCAUUUGAACUAGUCUAGUUGUAAGUCAUAUGCUUCUAAACCUCAACUUUUUUUCCUAACUUUUUUUUGUUCAUUUAACUUAUUUUUACAGCAAAAGAGUUUUUAGUGACAUGCAUGGAUUCCAGUAAAAAACAAAAUUUCUGCAAAACUGCACAAUGCAUCCAAAAAAGUACAUCCAAUAAAAAGUUCAGUAGAAACAUGCAGGAAGCAUCUGCUGCUAUUUUGCUCAAGAAGUGUAUAUUCCCCAUCCUCCUUUGUGAGGAAUUAUGUCGUUCUGCUCUACAGAUCCACACAGCACCUUAUUAUGAAUAAACUUAAGCCCAGUGUUUUGGCUGUUUGUACCCUUAAUGCAGACAAAUUAUUAUUCUAUAAGGAAAAUAAAGGACAAAACAUCUGCAAUGCUGCUAAGUUUUCUUAACUGCAGAUGGUUAAACACACUUUUCUCCCUUUAUUUCCCCUGUCCUCCAGAACUGGAUGCAAAACUUUUCACCCUGUGUUGCAAGAUAGCACAAUGGAGUUUAAUAUAUGCAUGUUUGAAUUUGAUACUAUUUAUUUUGUAAUAGCAUGCCUGAAAAGUUACCUCAGACAAUAGGGGAUAAGCUUUCGUUUGAACGGAAUCUUCUAAAUAUAGUCCUUUUUGGUUUUGGUUCGUGAAACGCAAAGUCUUUCUUUCUUUCUUUCUUUCUUUCUUUCUUUCUUUCUUUCUUUCUUUCUUUCUUUCUUUCUUUCUUUCUUUCUUUCUUUUAUUUUUGAUUUGCAUUCACCAAAAGUGCACUCCUUAAUUUAUUAAAUAUUUGAUUAGUAAUUUAAAGUACUGUAUUUACGUGCAUAUGUUAGUCAAAUGGGAACAAUAACUUUUGGAGAUCAAAGCAUGUUCAAAUAUUCAGCAUUAUGGCCUACUUGAUUAAGGUGUAACUUGAAUUAAUUAAUGCAUGAAUUCAGUAAUAAUAAGAAUAUUUUUUAAAACGCGCUUGUUAGAUUGAGGGCACAAAGGGACUGACUAGAGAGAUCUGAUGCUUUUCCUGCAUCAUUCAGGGAAAUGUGUUGGCUUCUCUCCAGGCAUGGUCAGAAAGGAACAUAUCCCAUCCCUUAAAGGGAAAACUAUAAGGAAAAUUAAGAAGUCAAGUUAUAUAUAACAACACCUAAGAAGCACUAUCCUUCCUAGCUGCAGAGGUGCCGAUGCAUGUCUUUUGGUGCAUUCUCUGAAUGUAAAUGAAAUGUAUCUAUCGUAUGCAUCCAAAUUGCAGCGGCUGGUUUUCUUUUGCCAUCAUGAUUUGAGCUCUAUAGACUUUUGUACUUCUCUAGAACUCACUGAAGAGACUCAACAGAUUGAUUUAGGUAGUUGCUUAGUGCCUUUUUAUCCUUUAUCCACUGAUUUGCUGAAAGUGCCUCCAUGAAUAGAGCCAAUCAGAUGUAGUGAAGGAAGGGGCAAGAUAACACCACACAAUCAGGAUUGUUCCAUGCUACUCCUAGGCAUGGCAUGCAGAGAGAGGGAAAAAGUGGGUGUGUGUGUGAGAGAGGGAGACAGACAGACAGAGAAGAGGAGGGCAAUGACCACCAGCGCCCAUGGACACCUUCCUUCCCUUGGCAGCGCAAUGCUGCGGGGCUCGGCGUUUUGCCUCUGCCAAAUAAGUCACAAUCGUGUUUAUGCAAGACUCAGAAUUUCCCCAGAUUGUUUAUAGACAUUGCUGCCCUCAUCGUUUUUGCCUUUCCUUCCCCCGAGAUGGCUCUUGGGCAGCCUGCCCCAGAAUGGCAGAACAUGAGGAACUAAAGACCAUCACUUACUGCAGCAUCCACCAGGCAGGCAACCAGACUGGAGGGCUGCACAUUUUUUUCUCUUGGACUUCCCAAGAGGUAGGUGAGAGAGAGGCUCCCCAUUUCCCAGUUGAGCAUCUACUCCUGCCUCCCUCCCCCUUCCCCCACACUCCCUCAGGAACCUUUCAGAUCUUAAAUCCAAUACAGGUCCUUCAAGGAAUCCUUUCCCAUUCAGUCCCACGUCCCUUCCCUGCUCCCACCCUGAUCUGUGGAAGGAAGCACUGCUGGGAGAAGGCAUUUUCUGCAAUAUGCAAGCCUUGACCGCUAGGUCCUGGAAGAUGACAGCUUUCCAUCCUGACCAACGUAGGCACUAAUUUUUAUUUUUCUAAAGGACCAAGUUGAGAAUCUUCAUUCUGCACUUAGCAUGUGGCCAUCUGCUGUCGAAACCCCUCUUCCUUCCACACUGUACAGACCCCUUUCCCCCACUCCCAUCUUAUAUCUAUCUAUCUAUCUAUCUAUCUAUCUAUCUAUCUAUCUAUCUAUCUAUCUAUCUAUCUAUCUGUAUAUAGUGAGACAUUUAUGGUCUAAAAAAAAUUCACUCUGCAGUUAACGCACAAGCCCGACCUGCUGGGUUUACAGAAAGACUUGACUUCUCGCUUGUUUGGCAUCUGUGAAUCUUUAAUGAUGGGAAAGUGAUCAAGGACAGAGGAAACCUCUCCACUCAAAACAGCUGCAAAAUGUCUGGUAAAACAGGGCAUUCAGUUCUCCAGGUAGAUGACAUCAAGCUUCUUUCCUGGCCCCUAUCUGUUCACACCCCCCACAACACACCUGUCCCACCAAAAAUUAAAAUUUGGUGGUCCUGAUCUUUCCAAACUCUGAAUUCUAGGAUACAACUUCCCAUGUUGAAACUGACUUGAAUGCUGCACUCCAUUAAAAACAGCAAUAAUCAAUUCAGUGCUGUGGGACUGAUGAUCAGAAAGUAGCACCUGAGAGAUGAGGCCUCACUUUGGUAACUUGGUUUCUAUAGCAGUUGGGUGUCUGCAUCUUAGUUUAACUAACAGACUGAUGAUUAUUCUGCAUGUGUAAAGACAAGUGCAUGCAGUGGUUCUUUUUUGGCAGGGGCUUGGGUGAAACAUUAGGGUGUGGGGUGGCUUGGGGAGUCUGAAUGUUGCUUACCCAUUUAUAGCUCAUUACAAAGGAACUAAUAAGUAUGGAGUACAGGGAUUUAAACUCAAGUAGCAUAGGCAUGUGUUUCUGGCAAGUUUGACAAAAAAGCUCUUACCCCUUGCACUAAAUGUGCUGAAAUGUCUUUGUAGGCCUGAAGGUGCACUUAACAACUGCCUGUUCUUACCAAUAAAUGUCUUUUUCUUUUUUA
Messenger RNA from Alligator mississippiensis (American alligator), 5525 nucleotides. RefSeq names its product potassium voltage-gated channel subfamily A member 1 (gene KCNA1). The record is from RefSeq and is a predicted model, not a curated record. Gene Ontology annotation, biological process: potassium ion transmembrane transport; protein homooligomerization. Gene Ontology annotation, molecular function: protein binding; delayed rectifier potassium channel activity. Gene Ontology annotation, cellular component: voltage-gated potassium channel complex; neuronal cell body; juxtaparanode region of axon. Bases 673 to 2154 code for a protein of 493 amino acids. NCBI's taxonomy places the organism in Eukaryota, Metazoa, Chordata, Crocodylia, Alligatoridae. The transcript is spliced from 2 exons.